Messenger RNA from Histoplasma mississippiense, 4641 nucleotides. RefSeq lists its product as hypothetical. The transcript is spliced from 3 exons. The coding region runs from base 1 to 4641 and encodes 1546 amino acids. Gene Ontology annotation, molecular function: four-way junction helicase activity; nucleic acid binding; ATP binding. Lineage: Eukaryota; Fungi; Ascomycota; Eurotiomycetes; Onygenales; Ajellomycetaceae. The record is from RefSeq and is a predicted model, not a curated record. Gene Ontology annotation, cellular component: chromosome; cytoplasm. Gene Ontology annotation, biological process: double-strand break repair via homologous recombination.
AUGAACACCAUGCGCAAGCACUGGCAGAACAAGCACAGCUGGUCGCCAUAUCCCAGCCGUGGCCGUACAGCGCCACAAAAGCGUACGGCAGCACAGGAUGAGGUGGACAGAUCAUGCCAGAAGGUGCAGUUCCAGCAGAUAUUUGCAUCGCGCAAGGGCUCCCACUACAUACAGAUCCAGACUAAGGAGACUACUGAGCAUACCGGCACGCCAGACCAGAACAGAGCCAGCCAGGCCAUUGAUGAGCUGGAGCGAUUUUACCAGGAACAGCAACGGCAGACCAGCAAUGUCAUCCAGGCCGGGGAGCACGAUGAAGCCAACCCAUGGCUGCGGCGGACCAGAUGGCCGGUGUACUUGACCAACAUCGCACCCAAUGAUCUGGUCAACUGCGUCCAGCGGCCCGACGAUGACACCACGUGCCCAGAUGAACUGGCCGCGAGGGCCAUCUGGGAGGCCAUGGGUCAGGUUGCCCGUACCAGCCAGCGAGUCAUCACACGGCUGGGCCACUUCGUCCGCAUCGAGGCCAUCCGCACAGAGCGACACCAGACCCGGCACACCCCGUUGCAGGCGUACAUGGACGAGGAGAGCAUCGCCGAGCACGUGAGGCCAUGGCAGCAGAUGUUGAUGUUUUUCGCCCGAACGCAGGUCGAGCAUGAAUGGACGAGCCCACAGUACCGGUUCACACCACGGCAGCGCAAGACAUGGAGGGUAUUAUGGCAGGUAGCCACCACAGAGGGAGCCGACCAGCGACACUCCAUCAGCCCAGACCCCAUGGAUGAGCAGAUGACUGAGGAAGAAGAAGAGGAGGAGGAGAAGGGACAGAGAGAUACCCAGUCAGAAGAAGAAGAUAAGUUCAAAUCAACCAAGAUCCAGAUGGCAUGUUUGGAUUUUUGCAUUGAGCUGCUGAACCAGCGGGUUCAGGUGGAGGAUUAUGAGUGCGCGCUGGUAGACGCGUUGGCGGUGCUGGGACGGGGGGAGUAUGGAUGGUGCGACGCGGAGAGCUACCCACCAAUGUUGUCACGGAUCAUCAAGGUGGCACGGUUCAUGGUGGUGCACAAGGCGCUGCGACUGGACGCCAAUGCAUCCGACAUGCUGGCCAGGAACCAAGCAAGCCAGAUGGUGGGAGAGUGGGCCGUGGUGAGCCCCAUGGAGGAGGCGGAUUACACGUUCACAGGCAACCAGAAUGAAGGUCCCAUGCAGUGGAUGCUGGACCUGCGCACGUAUGGAUUGAAGGUGCACUACAGCAACACCACACCCGGCCACGUCGGCUGGAUGGGAGGGGAUGAGCUGCUGUACAAGGACAUGCACUUCACCAUGGGCGACUUCCGGGGCUUCACACACGGGCUGGUGGGAGCGACGAGGCGGAUCCUGCGGGAGGAGUUGUUGUUUGAGAAUGAGCUGAAUGGACAGCAGCCACCAGCCAUCCCAUGGUCCACGAUGCGGGAUGACCCCACCCAGGGAGGGACGGGGUGGAAUUUUUUAAAGGACAGCCGCACGCGGUGGCCGCCCGGGAUGCAGCGGCGGUUCAUCCAGCGAGAGCACAGCGACCGGCCCCGUUUGGCAAUCAAGGCGAUCAACGCAUACCUGCGCUGGGUGGUGAGAUUCCGGGAGAAGCUGAGCGUGGCGGUGCAUGUCACGGCGGGCCAACCGGCACGGGCGCCCGAGCUGCUCAGCGUCCGACACAUCAACACCGAGAACGGGGGCCACCGCAACAUAUUCAUAGAGGAUGGGAUGGUGGUGUUCGUCACGCGGUACCACAAGGGGUUUCAUGCAUCCAACGACAUCAAGGUGAUCCACCGGUAUCUGCCAAGGGAGGUCGGGGAACUGGUGGUGUGGUAUUUAUGGCUGGUGCUCCCAUUCGCCCAGCGGCUGCAGGAGUAUCGACGACGGAUCCGAGAGGAAGAGGGAAAUCCAGAAGAGGAGAACGCCAACCAACGGGGGGCAUACAUGUGGGGAGGAGACCCCGACGGGCGGGCCUGGACGUCCGAGCGUUUCCGGGAGGUGUUGAAACGGGAGACCCGCAUCGGGCUACAUGGUCAGGGGUUGAACCUGGCAGCAUACCGGAACAUCGCCAUCGCGAUCAGCAGGCAGUUCAUGCGCCCAUCCAGCGCGUUCAAAAACAACAGCCAGCAGGAAGAGGAGGAGCAGGUGGCCGGCAGCAAUGGAGAUGAAGAUGAACCCAUGGACCCCGAGGAAUGGCUGGGACGGAUCACAGACAUGCAAGCGGCCCACACAUCACACGUGGCCGGCAUGGUGUACGCACGAGGGAUCACGGAGCAGGCCGGGACCACACACCGGCGCCGUGAGAUGUUCCGGUUGAGCAGCACAGACUGGCACCGGUUUUUAGGGUUCGAGUCGGCAACGACCGAGAAGACGACGAGGGAUGCGGUGCUGGGAAAACGCAAGCGGGCACCAUGGGAGACAGAGGCCGAGGAGGGGCGUAUGGAGCGUCGAUUUCAGCUGCAGCAGACCGACAUGGAGGCCGAGCUGCAGCGGAUGAUGGGUGACAAGGCACUGAAGUUUCGAGGGGUGCAGGCGGCAGCGAUACGGGCCAUCCAGGACGGUGAAAGUCCCGUGGUGGCCAUCAUGCCAACCGGAGGGGGGAAGAGCAUGAUGUUCAUGUUGCCCGCGUGGGUUGCACCCGGGGGAACAACGGUGGUGGUGGUUCCACUGGUGGCGCUGCGAGGGGACAUGCAGCGGAGGUGCGAGGAGCUGGGGAUAUCAUGUGUGGAGUGGGAGAGCCGAAGACCGCCCGAUGAAGCAUCGAUGGUGCUGGUGACACCCGAGUCCGCAUUGAGCGAGGACUUCAUCACAUUUUUGAACCGACAGCGGCUGAACCACCGACUGGACCGGAUCGUCAUCGAUGAAUGCCACACGGUGCUCAACGACCAGGUCAACUUCCGGCCCCAGAUGCAACAGCUCGGCAAGCUGAUGGCGGCCAAGACACAGAUGGUGCUGCUGACGGCCACACUGCCACCCGGUGAGGAGGAGAAGCUGUGGUCCCGCAUGCACUGCACCCGAGCGGACAUAUCAUUGUUCCGGGCGCGGACAUGCCGUCCAAAUGUGGCAUACCGAGUGUGGCAACCCAUCAUUGAAGGGUCAGAGUACGGUGGGCUCAACCGAUGGUUUCAAGCACCCAGCGUGGUCAGGUUCAUCCAGGACCGCAUGAGACGGACGGGAGAAGGCAAGGGGGUGGUGUACUGCCAGACGGUGAAUCAGGUCACGACGAUGGCAAGCGCAUUGGGGUGCGAGGCAUAUCACCACCACCAGAUCGACAAGGCCGGCAUACUGGAGCGUUUCCGACAAGGUCAAUACCAGGUCAUCGUGGCGACAAGUGCACUGGGCAUGGGCAUCGACAUCCCCAACAUCCGCAGCAUCAUCCACGUCGGACGGCCGCGAUCAUUGCUGGAUUAUGGACAGGAGAGCGGGCGUGCAGGGCGUGAUGGACAGGCCAGUGAAGCCAUCAUCAUUGAGCCCGAGGGUAUCAGUGCAGCAAUGAUAUGGUCAAGAAAGGAUGCACCAUCACUGCUGGACCAGAAGCUGGUUGAUCGGUACAUGCAGGCAGGGGGUGAGGAGGGUGAUGAACCGAUGGCUCGAUGUCGACGGGUGGUGCUGGACCGGUACCUGGACGGGGAAGUGGAGGGUUACAUGAGACGGCACUGCGGUGAUCGACACACAGGGGAGUCCCAGUGUGACGGGUGCGAUGCCGAGUGGGAGGCCAGGGAGGCCGUGUUCACCCCCAGCCCAGGUGGCACGCCCACGCCCACACCCAGUCCAGGCUACAGUUCAAGAGCAACAGCCAAGGAUGACUCCAGCGAGGAUGAAACCAGCCAGGAGUCAGAGAUGGAGAGCCAGCAGGGUGAAACCCACAUCAGAUUCAACGGCACAUGCAGUCCCAGAAUGGCCAGAAGUGUGAGCAAGAGCACAGACGACAACAUAAAUGAAAGCAUCACCAAGAAUGAAGCUUCAACUUCAGGCGGGAGCAGCCCGGGUCAAUGGAACAAGCAAGAGUCAAGUGAAAUCAGUGAAGACACCAGGGGCAUCCCAUCAACAACCAGACAGACAUUCCACAAGCAGGAUGUCCGUCGAGGCCGGUUCAUCAUCACACACCAGCAGCGAGGGCAGAGGGCAUUGAUGGAUGAGGAGGUUUUAGUGGAAGAGGCGCAGAGGUGGAAGGAUCAGUGUUUGAUAUGUGCAAGUGGCAAGCGGGAGUUUGACCAUGAGCUGUACCAGUGUCCCCACGAGGAGAGCCAGGAGGCGAAGAGAUGGAUGAUGACAGUGCGGAGCAAGAUCAAAUACACACGGUAUUCCGGGUGCUUCCGAUGCGGGAUGCCGCAGUCCAUAUGCAACAGCUGGAAGACACAGAGGCAGUGUCCGUACAGGGGAUUUUUGAUCCCGACGGUGGCAAUGAUGGUGUAUGGGUGUCAUGCAGGGCAGAUGAAGCAGGCGUGGAGACAGCGGCUGAGAGAGUUCAAUGUGGAUGCAGAUGAUCAGGAGGCGGUGAUUGAAUUUUUGGGACAGAAGGUUGAGGGGCAGGGCAUGGAGCACAACCGGCUGGUGGAGAUGUUUUGUUGGCUGCGAGGGAUAUAUCAGGAGGCAGAGAGGGGGAAGAUGGAGUCAGAGGGUACAGAGGUCAAGUGA